Harmonia axyridis is the source of this 668-nucleotide messenger RNA. Its product is annotated as protein aveugle. Bases 126 to 473 code for a protein of 115 amino acids. Gene Ontology annotation, molecular function: protein binding. Gene Ontology annotation, cellular component: cytoplasmic side of plasma membrane. Gene Ontology annotation, biological process: cell surface receptor protein tyrosine kinase signaling pathway. The transcript is spliced from 2 exons. Lineage: Eukaryota; Metazoa; Arthropoda; Insecta; Coleoptera; Coccinellidae. The record is from RefSeq and is a predicted model, not a curated record.
CAGUUCAAUGGAAAACACUGCCACAGAAGCUUGUAGACAAUAAAAAACAGCUGUUUAUGACAAUGGGAUAAACACUGUAAUUGAAUGGUGUUGAUUGUGUCACUAAAGAAACAUUUAAUUGUGAAAUGGUUGAAGAAACGCUUACUUCAUCAAACAAACCAAAGGUCAAAACCAACAGGCCAAAAGCUGUAUACUCUUGGAGUGUUGCUGAUGUUUUAAAAUGGUUGGAAAGACAUUGUGGUGAAUACUACAAUAAUUAUGCUGCUGAUUUUGUGAAGCACGAAGUCACAGGUAGAACACUUUUGAGGAUAAAUGAUAACUCGUUACUUAGACUGGGUAUAACAGAUGUCCAACACAGAGAAGCUAUUUGGAGGCAAAUUUUGAAAUUGAGAUUAAAAACUGACAUAAUGGAGAUAAGGGACAUACAAAAACGAAAUACUAACAACAUGUUUUAUGAUUAUUCCAUAGCGUAAUUACUUUCUGAAUGUUAUAUCACAAAAAAUUUGCAGUUAUUCUUAUUAUAUAACCUUAAUAACACUGUGAUAACCAUUUCAGUUUAUGCCAAGGCAAAAUUGUUCUAUAAUUUCAUGAAUUUCUAAAAUAUAUUCCUAAGAGGAGUCUGCUUUCAACUCUCAUUAUACAAUAAUAAAAUUACUUUGAUAGUUUAA